This is a messenger RNA of Hemicordylus capensis (graceful crag lizard), 4403 nucleotides long. Its product is annotated as sialidase-3-like. The record is from RefSeq and is a predicted model, not a curated record. Gene Ontology annotation, cellular component: cytoplasm; membrane; lysosome. NCBI's taxonomy places the organism in Eukaryota, Metazoa, Chordata, Lepidosauria, Squamata, Cordylidae. The transcript has 3 exons. The coding region runs from base 467 to 1723 and encodes 418 amino acids. Gene Ontology annotation, biological process: ganglioside catabolic process; oligosaccharide catabolic process. Gene Ontology annotation, molecular function: exo-alpha-sialidase activity.
GUCGCCGGCCACGUGACCUCUGCUAGUCUUCGGUUCCCAUCGGGCAGGUUGCCUACCAGACAACGGUGGCGGGGGAGGGACAAAAAGGUGGCCGCGCUCCAACAUUUUGAUGCGUCUAUGGGAGUCUCCCUCCCCGCGCCCCCGCUUGGCAUUGCCCGUCCCGGGCAGGAGGCCGCCGCCACCGCCGCCUCCUGCUGCAAGGACAGGCGUGCUGGGAGGGAGCCCCUUUUGCAUCGCGCUUAGGGGGCAGCCGGCUUGGCUUCCUAGCAGGCUGCACUGCAGACACAGGACAGCCCGUUCAUGGGGCGGAGUUAGGAGGGUCUAGGGCGAGGAGGAGGGGGAGCCUCUCCUCCCUCCGCCCCUCCCCGGGCCUGAUCCUGCACGCGGAGCUCCCCGGCUCCUCCUUGCUCCUGCGCGCCAGGAAGCCGCUGCUGCACGCACGAACAUUUCUGUACUCCCAGAAAAUAUGGCUGAAUCUCAAGUUGGUUCUGGGAAGGUGGCUCUGUUCCGCCAAGAGAAACGAGGGGGCAUCACAUAUCGCAUCCCAGCCCUGCUCUAUUUGCCCACCGAGUCCACCUUCCUGGCAUUUGCGGAGAAGCGUUCAUCGCCCAAAGAUCAUCACGCUGAGUUCCUGGUGUUGAGGCGUGGGCGGAAGGAAGCAACAUCCGUCCAGUGGGGCCCACAAGAGUCUCUGCAGACAGCUGUACUGCCCAACCACCGGACCAUGAAUCCUUGCCCAGUGUAUGAGAAAAGCAGUGGCACUGUUUUUCUCUUCUUCAUCUGUGUGCAGACCCACAUUUCAGAGGGUCACCAGAUCAGGACGGGGAAGAACGCUGCCCGGCUGUGCUACGUCUUUAGCCGAGAUGGAGGCCGCACCUGGAGUCAGACGACAGACCUGACGGAGGAGGUGAUUGGAGAGGACUUGGUCAACUGGGCCACCUUUGCUGUUGGGCCCGGCCACGGGGUGCAGUUGAGCUCCGGGCGCCUGGUGAUCCCAGCGUACACCUACUAUAUCCACAAGUCUUGCUUUGGCCACCCGGUUACCUUGUGUACCAAGCCUCAUAGCUUGAAUUUCUACAGCGAUGACGGUGGGCGGACCUGGGUGCGAAGCCCGCUGCUCGAGAACUUGAGGACCACGGAGUGCCAGGUUGCUGAGCUGACCUGUGAGGAUAAUAGCCGGGUCUUGUACUGCAGUGCUCGCAGCCCUGAGAAGUACCGGGCUGGGGCCUUCUGCCGGGACACAGAACACCGAUUUGAGAAGCCCGCCCUAUGCAAGGAGCUGUGUGAGCCGCCAAAUGGCUGUCAGGGCAGCGUGGUGAGUUUCUCACCAGUGCUGGCGCCCUCGGAGCUGGGCCACAAAGACGACACGGGGGAAUCGACUCGUCUCCUGGGCCUUCAUCCCUCCUCCAAGAACUCCAAGUCGUGGCUGAUUUUCUCCCAUCCCACCUGCGGACGUCAGCGUCUGGAUCUGGGCAUUUAUCUGCAUACCUCCCUGUUGGAGGAGGGUCCCUGGAGAGCUCCCUGGGUGCUGUACAAAGGGCCCAGCGGCUAUUCAGACCUGGCCGUAUGUGAGGAGGAGAAGCCGCUGCUGUUCGGCUGCUUGUUUGAGUGUGGCGUGUCCUGCGAAUGCGAGGAGAUCGCCUUCCAUCUCUUCACAGAUGCUGAGCUCCUGAAGAACACGGCAGAAGUUUGCUCCUGUGCAGUUUCUACCUUGCAGGCGUAAGUGCCUUUAACUAAACUCAGGAUAUUCAGCACCUGAGGGCCGAAACAUCUUCCCCUGCCUGCUCCAUGUCCACUUGAGUCAAUGGCUUAGAUUUAGGAAGCUUAGGGAUUUUAUUUUAUUUAUCUUAUCUAUGUAUGUAUCCAAUUUCUAUACUGGUUUUCUUCACAGUAGCGCCUAAAGCAGUGUACAAGUAAUAAAAACCAUUAGCCAAAAAUACACACAAAAUUUAUAAACGUAAUAAAAAUGGACCCCAGCAACAUAUUAAAGGAGAAGGUCAAUCAACAAAUUAGAAAUAUAACAGGGAUGGCACCACAUCGAAAUGAACUGAAGGAAGGAUGGCACCAUGAUAAUUUAUUACUCAAAAGUAAUAGAAGUAUAUAAAACUUCUUUCCAAUAAGUAAUGCACAAUUUCCCCUGAGGAAGAGGUUUCUACCUCAAAACAUGCUGAGUAAAAAUCAUUGUCACACCAUACCUCCUUCCUUCCAAUCAACAAAUUAGAACAUCUGGCCUCCUAUCUUCUUCUUCUUCGCAAGAGACUUGAGUGGUUUCCUUCCAAACAGAAAACCAGGAGAUACAUAUUUUUAAAGAAGUAAAUACGCAGGACCUCCCACCUAUGCCACUGUAAAGAGUAUAAUCUGCUGCUUCCACAUCCUUAAACUGCUGACGGGAAAGGGAGGCCUGGCAGUUUACAGUUCUAAGUUUCUUUGUGUUGUGGUUUUAACUCAUGGUUUGCACAUACAUUAGCUUUGAAACCUCAGAAGUGGAUGAGAUGAAGGGUCUUGGUGUCUCUGCCUCAUCAGAUAACUGGCAAAUCACCAUCUGGGGUACAUCCAACUCUGAAUGAGACCCCAAGUGCACUGCCUCUGUGUUGAAAUAUUUAUAGUGGAACUCUUGGUAUCCGUUGGAGUUGCUGGUGUCGAAUGGAUGCCAUGAGCCCAGCUCAACACAUGGGCUAUCUCGGGGGAUGUCUGCACUACAAACUUGCAUUGUGGGGAUUCUCAGCCACUUUGCACCCCAGAUCCUCAAGUAUUAGCUGUGGGGGGACCCCCGCAAUAUAUUUAAUAUAUUUCCAUAUUUGUCCAGUGAUAGUUAGGGGCGGGGGGGAAUAAGUACUGUACUCAUCAUAGUUAUUUUCAAGAACUUUAUGCUGGCUCCUUUUUUAUGUGUUGCUGGGAAAGGCUGGGAACUACUAGAACUUGUUACAUCCAGAUCUCUCUUGUCAACAGUGGAGGUGUAAUUAAAAUUCAGAAAAUGUAAAGAACGUGCUCUAUUUAACGAUAAAUGAAGUUUUGAGGAGCUGCCUUUAAAUGAAGUUUUAAUUUUCCAGAGACCACCUGGACUUGGCCCAUGGAUGGUUCCCCAGGUUAAAAUUCCUUAUAUUGGGUUUAUAUUGUCACGACUUCUCCCAAAGAAUCCUGGGAAUUCUGCUUUGAUGAGGGACAAUUAAAUCACUCAUUGUCCUCAGUGAAUUACAACUCCCAGAGUUUUCUAGUGGAGAGGAAAUGGCUAUUAGGGAUGUGCAAACCGGCUCGAGGUCAAGCCUAACCCUAACAUCGGACAAAUGGCCAGGGCACAUGUGCAGCUCCAAAAUGGCCAUCGCGAUCACGGAGAGGGCUGAAAUGCCCCCCAAAUAGGCCAAACCAUCUCAUAGAAGAGGAGGCCAGUGGGAGGAGGGGAAACCCUUGGGGACACCCCUCACGGCCACAGCAGCACCUCCCAGAGGCUGCCAGUACAUUUUUCACUUUCAGAACCCCGAACUGGCUUGAAUUUGAGCCGAGCCAGGGUUCUAGUUCAGGGGCACAAAACCGAACGUGCCCGGUCUGCUUCAAGUCUGGUUGGGACUUGAAUCGAACCAGGCAAACUAGUUUUGUGCACACCCCAAUGGCUAUUAAACCCUGUGCGGUAGGUCAGGUUGAGAGUGUGUGGCAGGUCCUUGCAGUUCAGCCAGUGGACUUUGUGACCGAGUUGGGGGGUUGAACUCAGGUCUGGCCUGGCUUAACCACUGCACCACCACACCGGCUUUCAUCCUGCAGUCCAAAAUGAUACAGGCCAGAAUCCAGCCACUAAUGCAUAGAUCUGCUCAGUUUUCAGUUGUCUGUGGAUUUUAAAUGCCCCACCACCACCACCACCCCGCCCUGCAGGCUUAUGAGGUCUGUGGUAUGAAUAGAUGGGUGACACACCCUUCUAAUCUGCUGCAGAAGCUGUGACUUGUAGUACUAGUAGUACUAGGCUGUUUCCCUUUUUUCACAGCUGUUCAGAAUCUAGCAGCUGUAGGCUCUGGUGCCGGUAAGACCCAUCAAGAUCUGUUUGUAGAUGUUGCAUGAAACUCUGAUACUAUCAGGUGUCUGCAGGAGUGUCUUUGUAUCAUGCACACAGUGCCAGCCUAUAGCCUAUUACUGGCCUCAGUGGUUGCUGCACACAAUCCAGGAUUACUGUGGGGGGUCCUUUGGGCACACUAACUCCUCCGAAUAGGAGGGAAAUUGGUUUUUCUGGUUGGCAUGCUACCAAAGGUGUAAUAUUCACUGUGGAACAGAUUUCAUGACACUAGAGACAUUCCCAAACGUUCUGCCUUAAGUGCCUUGUGGGUGGUGGUCGGUAUGCACUAAAUGCAAAAUUAUAUGGAAACGGUUGCCCUGAUAUCCAGAAAAACGUGUUUGAAUAAAGUUCUCUGGCUGCCUCA